Helianthus annuus (common sunflower) is the source of this 1863-nucleotide messenger RNA. RefSeq lists its product as uncharacterized. The coding region runs from base 1 to 1863 and encodes 620 amino acids. The transcript is spliced from 2 exons. The record is from RefSeq and is a predicted model, not a curated record. NCBI's taxonomy places the organism in Eukaryota, Viridiplantae, Streptophyta, Magnoliopsida, Asterales, Asteraceae. Gene Ontology annotation, molecular function: nucleic acid binding; zinc ion binding.
AUGGCAAAAACCGACGACGCUAGGGAUGAAAUAAGGUCAUUUCGGCAACUAUCGAGUGAACCGUUGCACGAAGCAUUCACUCGAUUUAAGGAAUUGAUGCGGAGAUGCCCACAUCACCAAAUAGAAAAGUGGGAAUUGGUGAAGUGUUUUGUACGUGGGUUGGAUGACACAACAUGGAAUCGUCUCGAAUCGACGAGCAAUGGGACUCUUUUGAGCAACCAUGAAGAUGAUGAUUGGGAGUUCUUGGAGCGGAUGAGUAAACGGUCGAAAGAGAAGGAAUCGGCCGAUCGAGCUAAGAAACAUCCCAUUUCCCGGUCACUUCCCGAUCUCGACUCUAAAGACCGGAUUUCUACCUUAGAGCGGGAAAUGGCUCGAAUGAAGAAGAAGGAAGUGAACGCGGUGCAAUUUGAGGUGUGUGAAGAGUGUGGUGAUAUUGGACAUAGAGCGGAGCAAUGUCCAACGGGGACAAGUAAUUAUCAACGUGGUUACAACCAAAGUGGAAAUGAGGGUGGUACAUCAAACUCUCAAGGUGACGACUCAUUCAAUUCUAAAAUGGACGCUCUCAUGAAUGCUAUGACCACCCUUACAACCGAAGUAAGGAAAGAAUUUGAAGUGAGGGAUAAAUCUCAUAAAGCGUUGGAGAAGCAAGUGGGCCAACUCGCGGAGGAAAUGGCUCAAAUGAAGGGAAGCAUGGGAAAGCUUCCAAGUGACACUACAGUGAACCCGAAGCAUCAAGGUUCUAGCACAAGCAACGUGAGGAAUGCACGCAUUAGUGCGGUAAGUAUUCUUUCAAAUGAUGAGGUUUGUAGUAGUGUUGAAAGCAUUCCACCACCACAAUGCGUUGAUGGUGUAGUGGAAGAUAUAAGUGAUGAGCCAGAAAGUGAAAAUGAACAAGAAACGACUUCACAAAGUAAAAUUGAAAAUAUAACUAAAAAUGCUUUUUGUGAAAAUUGUUUAAAUCAACUUAACCCGAUUAACGCAUCAAAAGUUGAGAAACGGUACCCACCGAAGGACGAGAGGUGGGAAAAUUUUAAACAAGCAAAAAUUAAUUUACCGUUACUCGAUGACAAUAAAAAGGUUCCGGCUCAUGUGGAAUGCUUAAAGGAGUUAAGCAUCGAAAAACAGCACAACAAAUUACCCAAACCGGUUGAUUUGAUAUCUCAUGUGAGUGCCGUUUUAUCGAGUACCCGUCCUCAAAAAGCUCAAGAUCCAGGAGAUCCUCUUAUUCCGAUUCAAAUUGGAACAUUUAAAAGCGAGAGGGCUCUCCUCAAUCUUGGAGCUUGUGUGAGCAUUUUACCCGGGAGUUUGUAUGACCAAUAUGAUUUUGGUCCAUUGAAAAAAUUUAAUACUCCCGUGGUAUUGGCCGAUCAGACUCCCGCGCAUCCACGGGGGAUGGUGGAGGAUGUGAUUGUUAAGGUGGAUGAUUGCUACUACCCAGUUGACUUUUUGGUAGUAGACUACGUUGGGUGUGUUGAGGACACCCAACCGGUAGUUAUCUUGGGUAGAUCGUUCUUGGCAACUGCUAAUGCCAUAAUAAAUUGUGCAAUGGGAAUGGUAAGCAUGAAGUUUGGGGACCGGGAAUUAAAUUUAAAUGUUUUUCCAAAUUUCACUAACCCACUCGGUGAGGAUAAGUGUCCUAAAAAGGACAUGAAUCCAAACAAAAAGAUAUGUGCUAUGGUUGGCAGGGUUGGAGAAACAAAGAAGAAGACGGUCAAGAAAAAGAAGGCGAAGAAGUCACCUCUAGAAAAGAAGAAGGAAGAUGAGGUGAGGAAGUUUGGACCGUUUGGCAACAAAUGGUAUGGAUCACCGGUGGGUGAUUUCGAGGAAUUCGUAGGUGGCAAGCACGCCAUCCGACCACCAUGA